CAAUCACUGUCAAAAUUGACAAUAUGGCUGCCACGCCGACGAUGGAGUUGUUGACGCGGCCCGCGGGGGCUCCAAGGAGCUCACCGCGCGUCAUCUCAGACUCUUCCAUGACCAUGAGCUUUUCACUACCAGCCUCUUUCCUACAGGCGCGAUCUGCGCUGUCUGCAGCCUCAAAAAGUGAAGAAAAUACCGAAAAUAUUGUCGAAGUGGUGGAAGACUCAUGGGAAGAACGCGACUGGGAGACCGAAGCCGUACAGAGCGUCGAAACAAAGCCAGCUGAGCUUGAUGCAGAUGAUUGGGAGCAGGAAACAACACCUGACCUGCCUGACGAUUUUCCUAGACUUAUCGUGAACCUAACGAAGGUCCAACGCCACCAUUUCCCUGUCUCCAAGGAUGAGGAGCAAGAGCUGGACAUGAUGGAGGUGUUCCAUAGAGUCAAAGCAACACUACACCAGCAUUUCUCUCAGCUGGCAGAGGCCCUAUUUGAACAGAAAUUGUGCUUCCAUUGCACCUACGGCACUUCACGAGUGAUGCUGGAUAAUUUACAUGCGGCGUAUCCGGACGACUUCUUCGCCAUGGUAGACUACCCGACAGAGAUCGAUGGUAUGCCGCUGCAUGAAUUCCUCCACACGUUGUCGUACCCGUCAAAGUGGAAGAGUGUAGAGUACCUGAAAGACUGCGUACGUCGGUGCUCUAGAGAUAUCAAGUGGAAGAGAGCUGUGAUUACGGAGCUGGAACUGCUAGCGGAACAAGAAUGUACGCAGUAUGAAGAGAAGCAGCAACGACUGAGUGACGAAAUCGACGAGUUGACUCGUCUACGUGACUCGUUUCGAGAGAAACUGGAGAAAAUAACGAGCCAAGAUGGCAAACCACAAGGCCAAUACUUGAUGCUGCGCAAACUGGAAGACAUUGAGAACCGGUUGGUGACCCUUCUGGAUGAUUAUUUGAAAGAACCCGAACUGGAAGAAGAAGAUUGCUACAGUGCGUUUGGUAGCCCGGGAGGGGAAGGCGGUGUGCGCACAGAUAUGAAUGUACUCGACAUGGUGAUCGCCAUGGUAUUCGGCCGCUUGCCUCGUGAUUUCACGCAGCAGACCACAACGGAAGAACACUUUCAGAUGCUUUUUGAUCACCAUAUUCACGUCCUGCGUCUAUGGAAGAGGGACUUUGGACGCCUUCCUCCGCAAUCUCGAGCUGCAUCACCAACACCUGAUGGAAUAGAUUCAGAAAAAGACCAAGUUGCGGACGAUGUCUCUGACAAUUAUGACAUUGAUGAGCAUGCUGAAGCAUUCUCUUCGUAUUGUCGAGUGGAUGACGAUGAUGUUGGAGAAGCCACGCACGUUGGGGUAGAUGACGAUUGGGAAAGUGUACAUUGUGCAGACACUGAUCAGGACUAUGCAGAACCGACUCAGAGAGAGACUAACCAAGGCAACGACUCGGAUGGCUACGGCGCUGAUUUUGAUAGCGACGAAAGCGAGGACGAGGAGGAACAAACUGCUGUAGUACAAGCCCAAUUACUUGAACAAGCAAAGAGCGAUGCAGGAAAGUCUUCUAUGUCUACACGACCACGACGGAGACGCAUCAAGCGGACGAUAAGGCGAUCAAAACAGCUGCAGAAGUCGAUGGAAGAAAGGUGUUACAGCGAUGACGAGCAGAAGGCUGCACCGUUCCAACCGUUUGCGUGCACGGGAGCAGUGGGUCUGCUUCGUCUUGCGAAAGAAAACGAAAUGUUUUGAGCUUGAAACUUCAAAUGUUUGUUACUUGUAUCAUGGAUUUGGUAAUUCGUUCCCAC
This is a messenger RNA of Phytophthora nicotianae INRA-310, 1789 nucleotides long. RefSeq lists its product as hypothetical. Bases 24 to 1733 code for a protein of 569 amino acids. The transcript is spliced from 3 exons. NCBI's taxonomy places the organism in Eukaryota, Oomycota, Peronosporomycetes, Peronosporales, Peronosporaceae. The record is from RefSeq and is a predicted model, not a curated record.